Messenger RNA from Funneliformis caledonium, 1377 nucleotides. Lineage: Eukaryota; Fungi; Glomeromycota; Glomeromycetes; Glomerales; Glomeraceae. The record is from the annotation of a GenBank genome assembly.
GUGUCAAAAGAACCCAGGAGACUCGUCUCAAAAUGAGUCAGAGUAAACUAAACGAUCCUAGUUUAGCAGACACAAAGGCAAGGACUCCAUUAAUUAUGACUCGACUUAAGAUUAGCAAAGGCAAUCUUGGUAAAACAAUUCCUAUUGAGAUUCGUAUUAAAACUAGUAUAACUAUGGCAGCAGCUUCACAUUUUGGGUGUGAUCAUAAAGUUCUCUUCUCUUAUGCCCGUAGUGGGAAAAUCUGUCGUAAACAGUGGCUUCUCUCUACUCACAGAAGAUCUCAGAUGAAGAUCUGUUGGAGAGGAAAAAGAGAAGGUGUUGGUGAGAAUGAUAGGGCUAUUGUUAAGAUAAUAAAGGCCAGAGCAGGCUUAGGUAAGACUCGUUCUACCUUAGAUAUGGCAUUGAAUGAUGUUAAACCUUAUUUGAUCUUGGCUCCCUUUACGGUAGAUUACAAUGUUUAUCAAGCGUACGGAACUUUGGAAGACACUAUAAAGAUCCCUUUCGAGGAAUUGUUGCUUGCUAGAACAUAUGCUUUUCUUGGACUAUUAUUUUCCAUGUACACCUCUUGCAAAAAAGGGGCAACAAGUAGUCUCUCAUUGAGACGAGACCACAAUCAGUUUUCUACACCGGAAAUGAGACGGUUCGCCCCUUUUUUGGCCCCCUACGAUAGACCUAAGAGGCCUUCCUUUUACUUCCUCUAUGAACAACUGGAAGAGAUAACCGUUAGAUACCGCAAGGAAAGAGAACUCAAUCCUUGGUUCGUUACAGGUUUUGUAGACGGGGAGGGUUGCUUAACUGUUCCUAUAUCUCAGAAACAAGGCGGAGGUAGAUGUAGCAAAUUGGAGAUUUUAAGAGUAAAAAUUGAAGAUAGCUGUGGACGGCCAGCUCCUAGAGCCUUGGUCACAAAACCCCCUUGUUACUGGAGCAAUGCUAUUAUUAUCCAUCUUACUCUUUUCGGCCGUCCCAUCUUAGUAUUACUCUACUCCUCGGUAUUGGCUUGGAACAUGCUCUAUUUAGAGCCAAUAGGUGUAGGCCUAGGGAUCUAUGGUGGACUAUCCCACGUCACUCUACUCUCUCAAGCAUUUGAUACCUUUAUCCUGGCCUGCGCUUCCAUUAUUCUGCUUCUUGGUUCCGGAGUUAUACCGGUUUUGGGGCAGCAUGGAUCAUGGUUUGAACCUAUUGCCAAAGGCAGAGUGGCUGAAUACCCUCUAAUUAUCCUUUUCACGACUCUAGGUAUGAGUUCCCUUGUUUCUAGUAGUGAUUUGGUCACCCUCUUCUUGUCUAUAGAGCUACAAAGCCUCGCUCUAUACAUCCUCGCCACGAUCUACCGGGACUCAGAGGCAGCGACAUCUGCCGGUCUGAAAUACUUCAUAGUUG